Capsicum annuum is the source of this 1741-nucleotide messenger RNA. RefSeq names its product protein DMR6-LIKE OXYGENASE 2. NCBI's taxonomy places the organism in Eukaryota, Viridiplantae, Streptophyta, Magnoliopsida, Solanales, Solanaceae. The record is from RefSeq and is a predicted model, not a curated record. The transcript has 3 exons. Bases 455 to 1516 code for a protein of 353 amino acids. Gene Ontology annotation, molecular function: dioxygenase activity.
AGGGGAGCCUUGGAGUAAUGGUAAAGUUGCUGCCAUGUGACCAGAGGUCACGGGUUCAAGCCUUGAAAACAGCCUCUUGCAGAAAUGCAAGGUAAAUACACCUUUGUGGUGGGGCCCUUCCUCGGACCCUGCGCAUAGCGGGAGCUUUAGUGCACCGGGCUGCCUUUUAUUAUUUGUUCAUUUAAAGUUAUGGUUCUCAUUUCCUCCAUCAUGACCCAUUAUAGUGGGAAUAGUAACAGUACUAAAAUUUGCAUCAAUAAUGCAACAAGAUGAAAACAAAACCCCUCCAAUACUUAUAAAGAAAUGUAGUAGGUGAGAUCAUUCAACAUCUAGGCUUCAGUCAUCGUUACAACUAUAAAACCCCAGUAACCUCAAUCACUUGUAUGACAAGCAUUUCCACUGUCCAAAGUCUAUUACACCUCCGUGAUUGUGAUACCUACCAAAUAAUUCCGCAAUGGGAGAAGUCGAUCCAACUUUCAUCCAAGAUGUUGAACACAGGCCAAAACUCACCAUAACUGAAGCAGAGGGCAUUCCAGUGAUUGAUCUCUCAACACUGAAUUCUCCAGAUAUAUCUACUGAGAAAAAUUGCAAGGAGUUAGCAAGUCUAGUUGCUGAGGUAAAAAAUGCAUGCAAGAAGUGGGGAUUUUUCCAAGUGAUCAAUCAUGGGGUGUCCUUAGAGUGCAGAGAAAAGAUUGAUUUGGCAUCAAGAAAGUUCUUCGCCUUAUCUAAAGUGGAAAAGAGAAGAGUGAAGAGAGAUGAGCUGAACUCAAUGGGAUAUUAUGAUACUGAGCUCACAAAAAAUGUUAGGGACUGGAAAGAAGUCUUUGAUUUUACUGUGGAGAAUCCAACUAUGAUCCCACUUUCUCAUGAGCCUGAUGACAAGGAGCUCAAGGAGUUGCACACCCAAUGGCCUGACUACCCUCCGGAAUUAAGGGAGGUGUGUGAAGAGUAUGUUCAAGAAGUGCAAAAGUUGUCCUACAAGUUACUGGAGCUGAUCUCCCUCAGCUUAGGCUUGUCAGCAAAAAGGAUGAAUGGGUUCUUUAAAGACCAAACUAGUUUUGUAAGGCUGAACCACUAUCCCCCUUGUCCUAUCCCUCAUCUGGCUUUAGGAGUUGGUAGACACAAAGAUGCAGGUGGACUCACCAUUUUGGCACAAGACGAUAUUGGAGGGCUUGAAGUAAGGAGGAAAACUGAUGGAGAAUGGAUUAGAGUUAAACCUACUCCCGAUGCUUACAUUAUAAAUGUUGGUGACACUAUCCAGGUCUGGAGCAAUGAUGAAUAUGAGAGCGUGGAACAUCGGGUGGUGGUGAACUCUGAAAGGGAAAGGUUUUCAAUUCCAUUCUUCUUCAAUCCAUCUCAUUAUACUUGGAUAGAACCCUUGGAGGAGCUGGUGAAUGAGAAGAAACCUGCAAAGUACAAGGCCUAUAACUGGGGAAUGCUUUUCACUCAUCGCAAAAACAGCAACUUCAAGAAGCGUGAUGAUGAAAACCUUCAAAUUCAUCAUUUCAAGGCUUGAAACGAUGCAAUCUUGAAUUUACUCAUAGUAUGGCUUCUUCAAGUAAAUGUGUCAUGUGAUAUAAAUAACAAAAUAAUGUAAGGAUCCCUUUUUAGUAUCUAUGAUUUGGAUAAGUAAUAAAUUUCUGUAUAGUUGUAAUGACAACACUGUAUCUCAGCCAUACGUGAUAUUAUAACAAAUGUUAGAAAGAGAAGAUUGGAGUAAAAGACAAUGUAAUUAUUUUCA